AUGUGGUCUGACCUCGACCGGGUAUACGUUAUCGAACCACCGCCGGACGAAGACGAAAUCGAUGAAUCGGUGCGCCUCGCCGACACUUGGGCGCUGAGUCAGGUGGCGCCUGACAUUUUGCAAGCCUUUCACAGAUUCGAGCCCUCUCCGACGGAUCUGCGUAAAGUGCUCGAGCUCGAAGCCGCCGGUUCGAACGUCACGGAGGCCGCCUGCGCGGUGGCGUCGAACGUCGCACGGUUCGAAUUUUGGUUCGAUUCGAAGUUAAAGUACGACACGUCGUAUCUGCUGGACGUGUUUCUGUGCAAAAGCGAUCCGGACAAAAAAGAAAUCGCGGAGGUCAUACCGAAAAUAAUCAAAACGGUCGCUUCGCAGACGAAACUGAGCUUCGAAUUCAACGUAUCCGUUUUCGACGUGAACUGCGAGGACGAAAACUCGCUGAUGAGGAAGUACAUCGAGCGCGCCCAGAGCGCGCACUGGGCGCGGGCGGCGGGCGCGCUGGCGCCGGGCGCGGGCGCGGGCGCGGCGGCGGCGGCGGGCGCGGCGGCGGCGCUGGGCGGCGCGCUGCUGCUGUACGCGCCCGCGCCGCCCGCCCCGCCCGCGCUGCUCACCGCGCCGCGCCCGCGCCACACCGCCCGCGCGCUGCGCCGCUUCGUCUCCGGCUUCGGGUGGACUCGCCUCGCCGUUCUUUCCGACCGUUCGCAGCUCGCCGCCGAAAUCUACGAGUCCCUUCGGUCCUUCGGCGACUUGAUCCUCUGCGACGUUCCGAUGGACUCGGAUCCGGAGUCGGCGUUGCGAACUUUGAAGCUGUACGAAGCUCGCGUCGUGUUCGUCGAUUCGAACUCGUCCGUCGCGAUGUCCGUGCUCUGCGCCGCCGGCGGUCGGGGAAUGACGCCGGAGGCCGGCUACGUCUGGAUCCUGCGCGAGUGGCGCGUCGCCGAUGCGGACGUGAGAUGUCGGCGGGAAACGUUCCCGUCGACUCAUUUCACGGUAUCUUUUUGGUGGCGCGGUGGAAAAGUUCCGUGCGCCCUCGACGGUUCGGGCGACCCGGCCAUGAGGAACGCUCUCGAUGCGACGUGGCCCGAUCGCACGUGGCCUCCGCACGCGGCGCCGUUGGCGGACGCGUUGUCGCUGUUGCUGCACGGCUUCCAAAACUUUUUACAUGAACAUCCUCAGAGACGAUAUGACAUACACGGUCGAACGGUCCCUUCCUUAAUUUGGGAAAAUCUCAAUAAACAUCCUAUAGAAGGAGUGAUGCAGACGUUAAAUUUGGACGAACACGGAGUUCGAAACCAUCUCGCCUACGUCGAAAGAUGGCGUGGCAACCGGAGAGAUGCGUUGGCCGUGUGGCGAGUGAACGACGAUACGGUGACGGAGGUGCACACGGAAGGAUCGAUUUUCCUAGAUCCCAUUCCUUCGGACGGUUCGGCCUCCUGUUUGUUCAAAUCUUCCAGCGAAGCGUUCUCGCCCCGCUGCUACGACGGCGCCUGCUUCACGGGCGCGGCCGCGAGCCUGCUGGCGCUGCCGGCGCUGCUGCUGGCGCGGCGCGUGCGGCGGCGGCGGGCGGCGGCGCGGCGGCGCGCGGUCACGGCGCGGCUGCUGGCGCCCGGCGCGGCCGCGGGCGCGCUGGCCGGCCUGCUGGUGGAGCGCGGCGCGCUGGAGCUGCGCGGCGUGCUGGGCGCCGGCCGCUUCGGCGUCGUGCGCCUCGCCGUGCUGCGCGCCGCCGGCCGCGCCCGGCCCGUGGCCGCCAAGGCGCUGCGCGACGACUCGUCGCCGGCCGAGGAGCGCGAGUUCCUCAACGAGGCGCUGACGCUGGCGGCGCUGCGGCACGAGCGCGUGGUGCGGCUGGCGGGCGUGGUGGCGGGCGGCGGGCCGCCGCUGGUGCUGAUGGAGCACGCGCUGUUCGGCGACCUGCUGCGCUACCUGCGGGCGCGGCGCGCGCUGGCGGGCUCGCGCGCGGCCGAGGCGCGGCACGUGUCGGCGGCGGCGCUGACGCGGCUGGCGCGCGAGGCGGCGGCGGCGCUGGAGUUCCUGGCGGCGCGCGGCGUGGUGCACCGCGACGUGCGCGCCGCCAACUGCCUGGUGGACGCGCGGCGCUCGCUCAAGCUGGCCGACUUCGGGCUGGCGCGGCGCGCGGGCGCGGGCGCGGGCGCGGGCGCGGAGUACGUGAGCCGGCGGCGCGGGCCGCUGCCGGCGCUGUGGCUGGCGCCCGAGAGCGUGGAGCGCGGCGCGUUCUCGGCGGCGUCGGACGUGUGGGCGCUGGGCGUGCUGCUGCUGGAGCUGGCCACGCUGGGCGCGCGGCCCUACGGCGCCUGGCCGCCGCUGCGCGUGCUGCGCCACGUGGGCGCCGGCGGCCACCCGCCGCUGCCGGUCGACAUCGCGCCCGAAACGCGGCGCGUGCUGGCGAGCUGUUGGCGCGCGGCGCGGGCGCGGCCGGCGGCGGCGGAGCUGCGAGCGCACCUCACCGCGGCGGAGGCGGCGCUGCGGCCCGCGCUGGGCCCGCUGCAGGCGCCCGACGCGGCCGGUGCGGGCCGCCGGGGUCGGUGA
Ostrinia nubilalis (European corn borer) is the source of this 2544-nucleotide messenger RNA. RefSeq lists its product as uncharacterized. The transcript is spliced from 2 exons. Gene Ontology annotation, cellular component: signaling receptor complex; plasma membrane. The coding region runs from base 1 to 2544 and encodes 847 amino acids. Lineage: Eukaryota; Metazoa; Arthropoda; Insecta; Lepidoptera; Crambidae. The record is from RefSeq and is a predicted model, not a curated record. Gene Ontology annotation, biological process: multicellular organism development; protein phosphorylation; positive regulation of kinase activity. Gene Ontology annotation, molecular function: ATP binding; transmembrane receptor protein tyrosine kinase activity.